AUGCCUGAGGCUGGAGCAAUUUUGGUUUUAUUGAGAUUGCAAUACCCAAGAUACAAAAUCUACUGCAACAAUGCCAAUGAACUUCAGUUCAUGUCAGCUAAAGGGUUUAAAUACAAGAUCCUCAGCUUCGACUUGAGUGUCAACAAGCUCAUUAUACUCCCACCUGAUUUGUUAGUAUUGAAUGAUAACACUCCCACAUGUUAUUCUUCAGAUUUCUCAUCACAAGGCUUAACACUCGAUGAGCAAUUGCCCUUCAACAUUUCUACUCGUAACACUGUGAUGCUGUUCAAUUGCUCGGAUAAUCUUCUUCGCUCGCCUCUAAAUUGUUCCUCAAGCAGCUUUUGUAGGCAGUUUGAGGAUAAGAUAGAGGCAUGCAGAGGUACCCUUUGCUGCCAUUUCUUGAAGGAUUCUCGCAUGACUUCAUAUAUGAUCAGGGUCAGGCUUGGAGGCUGCACUGCUUAUACUUCCGUUGUCGAUAUUCAACCUGAUGAUCCUGUUGAUAACUGGAACUAUGGCAUUGAGCUUCAAUGGUUGCCUGACUUGCCUCCUAUGUAA
Molecule: messenger RNA, 555 nt
Organism: Fragaria vesca subsp. vesca
Lineage: Eukaryota; Viridiplantae; Streptophyta; Magnoliopsida; Rosales; Rosaceae
Product: wall-associated receptor kinase-like 20-like
Exons: 2
Coding region: 1-555 (184 amino acids)
Source: RefSeq, a predicted model, not a curated record